Messenger RNA from Cavenderia fasciculata, 3198 nucleotides. RefSeq lists its product as uncharacterized. NCBI's taxonomy places the organism in Eukaryota, Evosea, Eumycetozoa, Acytosteliales, Cavenderiaceae. Bases 1 to 3198 code for a protein of 1065 amino acids. The record is from RefSeq and is a predicted model, not a curated record. The transcript has 2 exons.
AUGAAAACAAUCAUUUUAAUCAUUUUAGUUUUAUUUAUUUCAACUAGCCAUGGAUUUUGGGAUAUAUCAAGCUUUUGGUCAUCCAACAACAAUAAUAAUAAUAAUAAUAAGAAUAUUAAACCACAAAAUGAAGAUAUAGAUUUUAUUUCAAGGCAAUUAAAUGAAAGAAGAACUAUUAUGUGUCAAUUAAGAAAGGAUUCAUAUGAUUGUCAACUUGGAGAUGGUUGUUUGUGGAUACCGUUAAAGUCGUGUUGUAGUCGAGACAAGAAGACUGAUCAAUACUUGGCGACUGGAAUUUGUAUAGAUAGUCGACAUAUUAAUCAAUCGUAUACACACCAACCAACAAGUCUAUGUGUCUCUGACUUGGUACAAGGCAGAAAUAUUAUGUACCAUCUUGUCACUACUCAUCCAGUCGAUCUACAACCAUACGGUCUGACACAAGAGAUGCCGAGCCAAAAGAGUUGCUGUGAUUUAAACUGUGAAGCUCAGGGAAAGGUGUGUGGGCUCGGACAAAAGUCUCAGUGCAUUGACCAACGCAAUCCAUGUUGUCGACUGUCGGCAGUCUGCGUUGAAGAUCCAAAAUACACUACGACGGCAUCGACCAUUGCAAGUACAACAUGUUCGGUUACUGGAAGCACGGUAGCCUCUACUAUUGCCAGUACCAUCGCAUCGACUACUGCAACGAUCAUUUCAGUCUGGACAGACUUUGUAACGGUCGGAAAGAUAUCGUCGGAAUUCGAGUGGGUCUAUAUGACCGGCAACAACUAUCUCGUUAGUUCAGGUAAACCCUUGGAAGAUGGAGAGUUUCUCAUUGAUCUGUCCACUUCUUCGGCACCUGCUUUUAAUACUCUGUCCUAUUCUGGAGAUGCAACUAUUUUUUCGACUGAUUCCUCUCUUGGUGCUACCACCUUUCAAGAUCAAACAACAACUGGUCUCCCAACAACAUCAACAACUGGUGGUAACCCAACCACCACAUCUUUAACGUCGACAACCACCACCACUGGAAUAAAUAAUCCUACCGCUAAUCCAACUACUACUACUACUACGACUGCUACAACAACCAGUCCAACAACAACUACCGCCAUAUCCGGUCCAACAACAACAACAACCACAACGGCGGCUCCUACAACUACAACCACAACUACAACAGCAGCACCUACUACGACAGCAGCCCCUACCACUACAACUACAACAACAACAACGGCAGCUCCUACCACUACAACAACAACGGCAUCCCCGACCACUACUACUACAACAGCAAACCCAACCACUACAACAACGGCGGCCCCUACUACCACAACCACAACAACAGCAGCCCCUACUACAACUACAACAACUACCACUAUAACGGCGGCUCCUACAACUACAACCACAACUACAACAGCAGCACCUACUACGACAGCAGCCCCUACCACUACAACUACAACAACAACAACGGCAGCUCCUACCACUACAACAACAACGGCAUCCCCGAUCACUACUACUACAACAGCAGCCCCUACUACUACAACUACCACCAUAACAACCACUACAGCAGCCCCUACUACAACUACCACAACAACAGCAGCCCCUACUACAACGACCACCACAACAACAGCAGCUCCUACUACAACUACUACCUCUUCGGCCGCUACAACGGAUGGUACAACACCCCCACCUCCACUCACAACAGCUACAACCGCUGUACAUAUGGAUACUGGUGUCACUACUGGAUUAACCACUACGACCACUUCAACAACAACAACAGGAGCUAAAACUACAACUGCUAGUACUACAAAUGCGGUAUUGACAGGAACCACUGGAACAACAGGUACAACAACAGGAACAACAACAACUACUACAACUACAACAACGACGACAACAGCACUUGUAACAACAACAACAGGAUCAAUAACCAAUUCAUCCAAUUUCUGUGGACAACAAGGAACUAAAGCACUAUGUGAAGGAAAUUCUCCAAUGUGUUUGUGGAUGAAUUUCCCAUGUUGUUGUGGUCAUCAUAUCGAUGUUUGUGUCAACAAUCCAAAAUAUCAAACCGAUCCAGUCUGUCGUUCAAGUAUUCAUUGUGAAAUCGAUCCACGUACCAAUCAAAUUUGUGAAUUUUGGACCUAUUGUACACCUGGUUGGGUAGUCUUUAAUCCACCUAAAAAGUCAUGUAACGAUCUACAAUGUACAGCCAGAGGACUCAUUUGUGAAUGGAGACAGACAGUUCCUUGUCUUGGAACGACUUGUUGUUCUCAACAUCCAGUCUGCGUCAAAAACUAUGGUGGAGAGAUUAUUACAGACUUUGCCAACGAUAUGAGCAUUUAUGCAAUUAAAAAUGAUACAACUACUGGUAUAGCACCCACUAGAAUAACUAGUGGUGAUUCGACAGGAAUCAAUCCAGUACCCCCACCAGAUUCGGAACCAACAGAUUCAGAACCACCAGAUUCAGAAUCAGUGAUCAUUGAAACAGGUCCUUGCGAAGAGGUAUUUACAUCGCAUCAGUGUGAAGCUAGACGACCAGUAUGCGAAUGGCGUACCUAUCAAGGGUGUUGUGGAAUAGAGUCGAGAUCUGUAUGUGUUACCAACCCAGACCCAUGGAGUGACUGUGACAAUACAACUAGUUGUAUGGUGUAUAGUGGCACGGGACACAUCUACGAGAUAGAUUCAGGAAACUGUCGUCCGCAAACCGGUUGGGAACCGUACGUUCCAUUUGCUGGAAACUGCAGUACUCUGGGAUGCGAGCAAAUGGGUAUGCGAUGUGUUGUACUAUCGACCACCGAAUGCUCGGGCACUUCAUGUUGCCAACCAUCACCAGUUUGUCUGCCAUACGACGAUACCCAGUCGAUAUGCGAGAUGUCUCUUGGUAAUGACGCCCGUCCUCGUCCACACCCACCACCACCUCCCACACCCAAGAAACUAAAGAUGUGUAACGAGGUGCUAUGUCCUACACACACUCACUGCCAUAAUGUUGGUGGGUUUGCAACCUGUAUUCCAAACAGACCUAUCCAUCACAAGGACCCUUGUUCAUUGGUGUAUUGUCCCUCGGACACUUAUUGUCAUGUCACCAAAGAUGGGUAUCCCGCCUGUAUUGGUAUCGACCAUCCUCCACCAGACCACAACCAUCUAUCCUCUCUAUGCGACCCUCAAUGUCCAAACAAUAUGAAUUGUGUCAUUGUUAAUGGUCGACCUCAAUGUAUCACCAGAUUUUUAAAUUAA